Harpia harpyja (harpy eagle) is the source of this 1129-nucleotide messenger RNA. RefSeq names its product endonuclease V (gene ENDOV). Lineage: Eukaryota; Metazoa; Chordata; Aves; Accipitriformes; Accipitridae. Gene Ontology annotation, molecular function: RNA endonuclease activity producing 5'-phosphomonoesters, hydrolytic mechanism; single-stranded RNA binding. Gene Ontology annotation, biological process: DNA repair. The transcript has 9 exons. Bases 28 to 849 code for a protein of 273 amino acids. Gene Ontology annotation, cellular component: nucleolus; cytoplasm. The record is from RefSeq and is a predicted model, not a curated record.
CUGACGCGGCCCUUCCGGCGCGGCGCCAUGGCGGGGCGCGCGGCGGGGCCGCCGCCGGACGCCACCCUCCGCCGGUGGGAACGAGAGCAGGCCCAGUUAAAAGCCAGCGUGGUUGAGGAGGACACCGAGGAGUGGCAGAAAGAUUCAAGUUUUGCAGGACUGGAAAGAGUGGGAGGUGUGGACUUAUCUUAUAUCAAAGGAGAUGAUACCAGUGCCUGCGCUUCCCUGGUCGUUCUCAGCUACCCAGCUCUUGAGGUGCUGUACGAGGAUUGCCGGAUGGUGGCUGUGAGUGCCCCGUACGUGGCAGGAUUCUUAGCCUUCCGAGAGGUCCCUUUCCUGGUGGAAGCUGUUCAGAGACUUCAGCAGGAGGAGCCCAAGCUUAAACCUCAGGUACUUCUUGUAGAUGGGAAUGGCCUGCUCCAUCCCAGAGGAUUUGGUGUGGCCUGUCACCUCGGAGUCCUGACGGAUCUACCAUGCAUUGGAGUGGCCAAGAACCUCCUGCAGGUGGAUGGCUUGGUCAGGAAUGAGCUGCACAGAGAGCAGAUUCGUUCCCUGCAGAGGGAAGGAGAUACGUUCCCACUGACCGGCACCUCAGGGAGAGUCCUGGGCAUGGUCCUGCGUAGCUACAACAACAGCUCUAAGCCGCUUUAUAUCUCUGUGGGUCACAGGGUGUGCCUGGAGACAGCUGUGCACCUAGUCAAGUCCUGCUGCAGGUACCGGAUCCCGGAGCCCAUCCGUCAGGCUGAUAUUAGAUCGAGGGAGUAUAUUCGGAAGCAGCUGUGUUCACCACUGGAGGUCAUCUCUUCUGAGCCAGAGAGCAGAAAAGAGGAGGCUGAACUGGAUGAUUAGUCUGAUGCCAGAAGAAACUGCAGGGCUCCUCUUCACUGGAUCCUCUCCUCCACCAAGACUGUGGUUCUGUCGAGUGCAACACCUGAGUGCCACCCCAGGGGAGAGCAGUGCCAGGCUGUGUCAGUCAGGACAAGGCCAGCCACUGUGCGUGGUUCUGGUGGACAGGCAGACCAGAUCUUCUGUUCUAAGAUAAUGUUUAGAGCAUAUUUCUCAGGGUUGAUUUUUAAGCAUUGUAAAAAUAUUUGUGUAAGCAAAUGUACAUUUGUUAAGUUUGCAACAA